Molecule: messenger RNA, 5007 nt
Organism: Gadus macrocephalus (Pacific cod)
Lineage: Eukaryota; Metazoa; Chordata; Actinopteri; Gadiformes; Gadidae
Gene: ip6k1
Product: inositol hexakisphosphate kinase 1
Exons: 9
Coding region: 874-3228 (784 amino acids)
Biological process (GO): phosphatidylinositol phosphate biosynthetic process; inositol phosphate biosynthetic process
Cellular component (GO): cytoplasm; nucleus
Molecular function (GO): inositol hexakisphosphate kinase activity
Source: RefSeq, a predicted model, not a curated record
CUAAAUAGUUCGAACAUAGUUAGAGGGAGUCCCAGGUUUUAUCAAGCCUUGGGUCGUGGCUUCUAUUCCAAACUUCAAAUUGUCAAGUAAAUCAUGAUUUCUGCAGCUUAUACUGGACACACAGCAUCUAGGAUAGGAGAUGAAUGUGCAUGUUACUGGCUAGCAGGACAGCUAGCCGUCUGCUACCCACCUAGCAGCUACUGAUGAGGUUGUCAGUACUACUCUAAGCUGAUGGCUGGGGAGGUCAAGGACUGUCUGACAGAACAUGAUUAACGAUUAGCUUGUUGUUGUUGAGAGUGGUCAUGGGUAGGAAAGACUUGAACCUAUCCUCUCAGGUGUGACGUCCAUUCAGCGCUUCUCAUUGGUCAGUUUCCGUACUCCUACCCAGGUAGCUACUCAAAACAGUCACUACUAGCCGUUAGUCCCCCUGGCUCUCUUUGUUAAAUAUUGUUAUUGUAGGUAUAUGUAUUAUAUUCAUAAUGUCAGGUGUUUACUUUUUAGCUAUAGGUUCCCUUUUGAAUAUUUUUUUCAUAGUAUCUUUAGUUUACAUUGUAGUUAAAUAUUUUUGGGAUUAAGUGCUGUGAAAUAGAAAAUAGAAAAUCCUUCUGUCUUCACCUGGGAGAUCAUGUAAUGUAGUCCAGACUCAGCCUGGUAAACGACUCCCCACCUUUCCAUCGUGAUUUGUCGCCCGUGCUGUCGUGCAGUGGAUUGGCGCGCCUUGAUAGAAGGCUGGGGGAGGUGGCCGUCGGGCUGGCUCCGCCUCCGCCCGGGGCCAGCGUGCGUUCCCAGCAGGCUGUGGUGCCGUGUUCCCCCCCCUCCCCCCCACCGCGGACCAGAGCUAACGCCCAGGGAGGUGCAGUGCGUGCAGGAGCCAUGUGCCUCCCUCAGGCCAACAACAUGGAGACCAAGCUGCAGGGGGGUGGGGCUUCACUGGGGGGCGGGGCUGCUCUGGCACCAAGAGGAGGGGUUUCCCUGGAGCCCUUUGUCCAUCAGGUAGGCGGUCACACCAGCAUGAUGCGCUACGAUGACCACACGGUGUGUAAACCGCUGAUCAGCAGAGAGCAGCGCUUCUACGAGUCCCUUCCACCCGAGAUGAAAGAGUUCACCCCCGAAUACAAAGGCGUGGUGCUGGUGUGUUUUGAAGGGGACUCUGACGGCUACAUCAACCUGGUGGCCUACCCCUACGUGGAGAGUUGUUCAGAGGGGGCGGGGGAGCACGAGGAGAGGGAGUUCCCCGAGAGGGAGCAGCCCAGGAGGAAGCAGUCCCGCCGCAGCCUCCACCGCUCCUCCUCCUCUGCCGAAUACAAGGACGAGCGGGCCGACCGGCGGGAGGUGCUGGAGAGCGACUCCACCGAGAGCCUGGCGGACCUCAAGAGCCCGAGGCUGGAGCUCCACAUCCACUCUGAAGUUCCCUUCCAGAUGCUGGACGGGAACAGCGGCCUGGGCUCAGAGAAGAUCAGCCACAACCCCUGGAGCCUGCGCUGCCACAAGCAGCAGCUCAGCCGCAUGCGCUCCCAGUCCAAGGACCGAAGGCUGUACAAGUUCCUGCUGCUGGAGAACGUGGUGCACCACUUCCUGUACCCCUGCAUCCUGGACCUGAAGAUGGGGACGCGGCAGCACGGGGACGACGCGUCAGAGGAGAAGGCUGCCCGACAGAUGAGGAAGUGUCAGCAGAGCACCUCCGCCAGCCUCGGGGUCCGGCUCUGUGGCAUGCAGGUGUACCAGGUGGAUACGGGCCACUACCUGUGUAGGAACAAGUACUACGGCCGCAGCCUGACCAUGGAGGGCUUCCGCCACGCCCUGUACCAGUACAUGCACAACGGACUGGGCCUCAGGCGCGACCUAUUUGAACCAAUCCUCAGCAAGCUGGGCAGCCUGAAGGCGGUGCUAGAGGGGCAGACGUCCUACCGCUUCUACUCCUCGUCGCUGCUCAUCAUCUACGAGGGCAAGGAAGCCGAAGGCACGGCAGUGCCCCUCACUGAGCAGCAUAAGGUUCCACAACCUCCCCCGGAUGCACAUCGUGGCCCCUGGCCCCAACCACCACCAGACUCACAGAGUGGCCCCUGGCCUCAACCUCCUCCAGACUCGCAGAGUGGCCCCUGGCCUCAACCUCCUCCAGACUCGCAGAGUGGCCCCUGGCCCCAACCUCCUACAGACACACAUAGUGGCCCCUGGCCUCAACCUCCUACAGACACACAUAGUGGCCCCUGGCCUCAACCUCCUCCAGACUCACAGAGUGGCCCCUGGCCCCAACCUCCUACAGACACACAUAGUGGCCCCUGGCCUCAACCUCCUACAGACACACAUAGUGGCCCCUGGCCUCAACCUCCUACAGACACACAUAGUGGCCCCUGGCCUCAACCUCCUCCAGACUCACAGAGUGGCCCCUGGCCCCAACCUCCUGCAGACACACACAGUCCCUCCUGGCCCCAACCUCUUCCAGAACCACACAGUAACCCCUGGCCCCAACCACCUCCAGAACCACACAUUGGCACCAAGGUUCCACCUCCGUCAGACCCAAACAGUGCUCCCUGGCCCCAACCUCCGCCAGAGCCACACAUUGGCCUCAAGGUUCAACGUCCAUCAGACCCAAACAGUGGUCCCUGGCCCCAACCUCCUCCAGAGCCACACAUUGGCACCCGGGCUCAACCUCCAGAGCACGGCCAACCGCAGAUCUCUUCCGGUCAGGGGGACAUCUCCAUGACGACAAAACCGGGGGUGGGGCCAGGGACGAGAUUACCGACAGAGGGGAUAACCUCACUGCCUCCCCCUACUCAGAUAGUCCCCCUCACAGCCUCAAACUGUAACGCCCCUCCACCCAGCCACACCUCCACUGCACCGUGCCCAGAAGCCCCUCCCCCAAGCCACCCCUUGCCCACACUGCGCCCAGAAGCCCCUCCCCCAAGCCACCCCUUGCCCACACUGCGCCCAGAAGCCCCUCCGCCCAGCCACCCGUGCUCCACACCGCACCCAGAAGCCGUUCCCACAAGCCACCCCUGCCCCGCAACGUGUCCCGAAGCCCCUCCCCCCAGCCACUCCUCCCCUGCCCCCCGCCCAGACGCCGCUGCCCCCCUGGUAGACCUGCGUAUGAUAGACUUCGCUCACUCCACCUUCAAGGGUUUCCGUGACGACACGGCGGUGCACGACGGGCCAGACCGCGGCUACGUGCUGGGACUGGAGAGUCUGGUCCACAUCCUGGAGGACCUGAGGGACAACAGCCUGGCGUAGCACACACACAUACACACAGAAACACACACACACACACACACCUUACAUAUAUGCAAACACACACACAGAAACACACACAACACACACACAUUCUCUGGGUUUUGUGUCCCCCCCCCUCGUUUUCUGUAAAUAUGGACCAUGGUCAUCGUUCUCCUUGUCGUCUCCAUGGCAACACAAACACCAUUCUGAAAACAUCAGAGAGGCUUCGGUUGCUAAGAAACGGCCACGGAAAUUUCCAGGGAGCCAACAUGGCCGACGCAGGACUGCAGGUUGAAAACCUGUGUGUUGGGUGGCCACGCCCAUGCAGACUGUCACCACUGUGACAGUGGGACAGAAGUAAGGAUCAUGGGAGAAUAAGGGGGAGGGGCUUCAAUCAGCCACAACUGCCUGGCACUUUCCACAAUGCAUUGCCUUGACCGUCUGAGCAUUAAGAGACUAAGACUGGUUGGGGCUUCCUCCAGCUGUAGCCAAUCCCAUCGUGACAAUCUGCUCAUGUGACCAGUUAGAACACAAACACAGGAACCGCCCUUCAUUAUACCUACUUCAAUAUAGAAACCGUGUUGUUGUACCACCAUAGUACUAUUGAACCAACAUGUUGAAAGCAAGAUAAUAAUGAAUAGUGAAGGAAGUAAGUUAAUAAUAAUGAAUAGUGAAGGAAGUAAUAAUAUUAAUGAAUAGGAUACUUAAAAAGGUUUAUUGUAGAAUGUAGUCGAGCGUCAGGGAUAGCUUAGUGUUAGGAUGCUUGGAGGUAUUCAGUAGAACAUGGAGACUAUCUCACUGAUACUGUAAAGCUGUAAAACAUUCUUGAGAGCUGAGAUGUAUCUUUGCUCUCGCUGUGCUCUCCAUUCUCGUUUUAAACUAGCUUUAAAAUCACUGCAGCAGAGAAAGCCCCCAGUAGUGCAUGGGGCUGGAUUCCAAGCGAACAGCUAGCUUUUAAACCCAAUGUCUGGCCUAACUGAUAGCCAACACUAGAAGCUAACAGCUAGGCUAGGUCUGGGGUUUUAAAUCUAGCAGUAAGGCCAGCCCUGUCUUGGACUAAAAAGCCACAGAAUCAUAAAAACCUGUUAACGGUUCCCUGGAUGACAAGGCAACAGAAGCUAAUGGACAUACUAACUUCUCUGGAUGACAAGGCCACUGAAGCUACCGGACAUGCUAACUGGUUUCCAGAUGACAAGGCAGCAGAAGCUAACAGACAUACUAACUUGCCACUAGAUGAAAAAGCAACAGAAGCUAACAGACAUGCUAACUGGUCUCGAGGUGAAAAUGCAACAGAAACUAACCAAUAUGCUAACUGAUCUCUGGAUGGUUGUGGAAGCUUGUGGAUGUGAUUACAAGCCUCUGGAUUAAAGGCAACAGAAAAUCACUGUCUAGCGGGGUUCUGAAAAGUUAACAUAACUGUAACGAGAGGGGUUCUGCAGAGCUAACCAUGGCUAGUGGGGUUCUGCAGGGCUAACUCUGGCUGGUGGGCUUCUACACAGCUAACUGCGGCUAGUGGGGUUCUGCAGGCAUAACAUGCUAACUAUGGCUAGAGGGGUUAUGCAGAGCCAACAGGCCAACUGUGGCUAGUGGGCUUCUGCAGAGAGGACAAGGUGUGAUUGGUCCUCUGAUCUGUGAUAGAUGUAAGAAAAAAAAUCUUAGAUAAAGUAUUAUACAAUAGUCACCCAAAAGUAUCUGUUUAUUGUUUAUUUUUGUUGCAUGGAUGAAUAUUUUUUUAAAUAUUAUAAUAUUACAUCUUUAUGACACCUUUGAAUGUGAUCUAUAAAACAUUUAUUUAAGAAA